AUGUCGUCCGAGAACACAACGGCCAACUUGGUGGCCAACAAGCUUGCGCAACUUGAGCAGCAAGCUGCAGCCGAGAAGAAGCUGAACGCUGCUGUCCGGCAAUACGUCAAGCGCGUCCACAAGGAGGCCAAGAGCUCUGCGGGUAAGUCCGCAAGCGAUGCUGAGCUUGCCGAGGCGUACAAGACUGCACUCGGAAACGAGGCCGCGUCGGUGCGCAAGCUUGAGCUCGAGCUGGAGCAGGCUCAGGCUGAGUUGUCGGUGGAGAAGCGGGCCCGUCUGGCGACGCUGCAGGAGCUGACGGCGACCAAGAAGGUCCAGAGCACGCUAGAGGAGCUGAGCAAGCGGCUGCAGGACCGCGUCGCCGAGGAGCGGGCCCGCGCCGAGGCCUCCGAUGCUGCCUCGGCCGAGAUGAAGUCCAAGUACAACGAGAUCUUCGAGGACAUCACCAAGAAGAUCGAAGACGAGGCUGCGUCGACCGAGGCCCGCUUCAAGGAGUCGCAGUUUGUCAAGCGCAAGCUCCUUGCCUUUAUGCACAAGUACGAGGUCCGCGAGGAGCAGUACGCCAACGAGGCCAAGGCCGCCGCCAUCGAGCUCGAGCUCGCAAACGUCAAGGUCGCACAGGCCCAGGAGGAGGCCAAGAUGGCCCAGGCCCGCUUCAUGGAGGUCAUGCAAAAGUACGUCGUCCUUGAAAAGGUCGAGGCUCAGCAGGCCAAGCAGCUCGAGCUGUACGAGUCGCGCUUCAACGAGCUUUCCACCGUCGUCACCCAGUCGAACAACCUGCUCAAGCAGUACCAGACCGAGCACAAGGCCAACGUCAAGGCGCUCAACAAGGCCACCCGUGAGAACCAGAAGAUCAAGGAGGCUGAGCUCAAGGCCACCAUCAAGGCCCUUGAGCUCUCCAAGGACAUCGAGGAGUACAAGCGCAAGGUUUCCACGCUCGAGAACCUCUGCCGUGCCCUUCAGGCCCGCUCCGCCGCCGCUCCGGCCGCCGCCACCGACAAAGCUGCCGACGAGGCCGCCGACGCUGCCGCCCCCCCUGCUGCAGACCAAUGA
Messenger RNA from Thecamonas trahens ATCC 50062, 1053 nucleotides. RefSeq lists its product as uncharacterized. Gene Ontology annotation, molecular function: syntaxin binding. NCBI's taxonomy places the organism in Eukaryota, Apusomonadida, Apusomonadidae. Bases 1 to 1053 code for a protein of 350 amino acids. The record is from RefSeq and is a predicted model, not a curated record. The transcript is spliced from 2 exons.